This is a messenger RNA of Thalassophryne amazonica, 1005 nucleotides long. Its product is annotated as erythrocyte band 7 integral membrane protein-like. The transcript has 9 exons. Lineage: Eukaryota; Metazoa; Chordata; Actinopteri; Batrachoidiformes; Batrachoididae. Gene Ontology annotation, cellular component: plasma membrane. The coding region runs from base 1 to 1005 and encodes 334 amino acids. The record is from RefSeq and is a predicted model, not a curated record.
AUGGUGGUCUUGCAGAGUCCUGAUGGCAUCUUGAGCUGCUGUGAUUGGUUCUUGGUGCUUCUCUCCUACCUCGUGUUGCUGUUCACUCUGCCCCUCUCCAUAUGGAGGUGCUUUAAGGUCAUUCACACGUACGAGCGGGCCGUGAUCUAUCGCCUGGGACGCGUUUGGCGAGGAGGAAACAGAGGACCAGGGUUGGUCUUCGUCCUGCCGUGGACGGACACGUUGAUGAGAGUCGACGUCCGCACCAUCACCUUCAACAUCCCACCACAGGAGGUUGUGACUGAAGAUUUUGUCCGGGUGUGGACUGAUGGUGUGAUCUGCUACCGGGUCCAGAACGCCGCCAAGUGUGUGACCAACGUCAGCAACGUGCACGUGGCAAUCCGGCUGUUGGCUCAGACUGCUGUGAGGAAGGUCCUGAGCACAAUGAGCCUGCGUGACAUCCUGUCAGAGCAGGAAGAGGUCACCUCCAUCAUACAGUCCACUCUGGAGGCCACCAUGGAGGACUGGGGGAUCCAGAUCCAGCAGGUGGAGAUCAGGAUGUCCAACUGUCCCCAGCAGCUGCACAACUUUGUGGCAGACAAGGUAAAGUGUUCAAGUCCCAUCAAAUAUCACAACAUUCCUGUGGCGGCUGCAGAGGGACACCUGAACUCACCGCUGAUGCAAAAGGAGGCGGCUGUGACUGGAGAGACUGCAGCAGCACCGAGGCUGCGCUACCUGCAGACCCUCCAAAACAGCAGUUUCUUUGGUGGACUUGUCGCUCGGGGGGAGUAUAGAAGUGCAAUGUCCACACAUGGCACAGCUUAUGCUCCCCCACCUGUACCCAACAGCGAGGACAGAGCCGGCGAGCUGGAGAUGAGCUCUGUGGAACAACAAGUGGCAGCUUUUCUCACAACCAGAGACAUUAAUCUGGACGUGGAUACCAUCGAGGCUUGCCACCCACUGCCAGAUAGGGACAACAACACGCCAGCUGUGAUCUUGAGUUCUGAAGAAUCCUGUAAACUUUAG